This is a messenger RNA of Physella acuta, 1592 nucleotides long. RefSeq lists its product as uncharacterized. Lineage: Eukaryota; Metazoa; Mollusca; Gastropoda; Physidae. The record is from RefSeq and is a predicted model, not a curated record.
UAGGUUUACAUGUGUUGAUUGGUACAGUAGGUUCAAACCUGUGGUGGUUAGUACCGUAGGUUUUCAUGUGGUGGUUGAUACAGUAGGUUUGCAUGUGUCAGUAUAGUAGGUUUACAGAUGUUGGCUGGUAGAGUAGGUUUACACGCGUCAGUACAGUAGGUUUACACGUGUCAGUACAGUAGGUUUACACGUGACCCCAGGAAACCUGGUGAGUUCAAAGUUCGCGGCAAGGUCCAAUCUGCCUCUCGUCACUGACAACAAUGACGUCACGUGUGCCAAGAGACCUGAGGUCAUGAGCUUGGAGCUUAAGCUCAAGGAGGCUCAGUACUUUACCUGGCUGAGACUCGUCGUUAAAGACGAACUAAAGAACUACGCCAUCAGGUUUGAAUCCGGUACGGUCAGACACGACUGUCGGAACCAGAGCUCCAUCAAGGUCGCCACCAAGGUCAUGGACAUUGCGUGUGAUUUGACCAUCAAAUACGUGGACAAGGUCAUCUUGACCUGGGACGUGCGCCAUAUCAUUUGUUCUGUUUAUGUAAGUGGCGGAAGGAACGUGGCGCCAAACGGAGAGACGUCAUCCACCCCCACCAUGUACGGUCUUGAUGCCAGCAUCGCCACCAACGGAGACACGGAAGUGACGUCACUGUCCUUGAUGCCGAACCCGGUCAGACAGAGAGUGACCAUCACCUUCCGCCAGCCCCAGCGCAUCUUUCAGAUGGUCGUCUAUGCCCGGACCGACGCUGUCCAGUUCGGCCUUGACCCUGGGUUCAGGAUCGAGUGUAUCGGAGAGUUUGGCCAUAGCCUGGCCAACUACACCCGCCUGGCCAGAGACGUCAGGGGGCGGAUGUUGGUGACGUCAGUCGUGCACGAGCCCAUUGGACGUCUGGACGUCGUCUGGGAAACUUCUGGUGACGUCAGUCGUGAUGCGAGCCUGGAGCUUUAUGAGAUAGAGGCCUACGGGGACUGCUCGUCCCCCGUGUACGGGCUGUACUGUGAUGAGAUCUGCAGCAUGGGCUGUGUGGACCAGCUCUGUCACUACAACGGACAGUGUUACCACUGUGUGGAGGGGAGGACGGGCAAACAUUGUGUAGGAGGUCAAGGUCAAGGAAAUUCGUCGCAUGAGAAGGAGGAACAGAUAGUGAAUAACAAAACGGAAGUGACGCCCACCCCGCCCGCCAAGAAACAGCCCGGGGGGUUGUUCUCUGGGUCCGACCUCUUCCUGUUUGUCUUCUACUUCCUGGCUAUGGCGGUCCUCAUCACCGUCGUCAGCAUCUUCAUCUACCUCAGGCAGGUGGCGCACCAACAGCUGAGGGAGAGUUUCGACAGCACAGUGGACGGGGACACGUUCAAGGCCAUCCAUGAGUUGCGUGUGGUGCGUGAGAAAAGUUUCGGCGAGUUGUCAGAGGUCACAGAGGUCACUGGGGUCACAGAGUCGGACGCCCUGUCGGGGGUCUCCUCGGGGGGGUCGGGCUCGAAUGCAAGUCCAGGGAAUUAGUGACGUCAUUUGCCAGGAGAGAUGGAGUCUGGUGACGUCAUACAACGGAAAAGAGCAGUGACGUCAUACAUUUUUGGACAGACAGACAUGAUCGACA